This is a messenger RNA of Pedinophyceae sp. YPF-701, 1428 nucleotides long. The record is from the annotation of a GenBank genome assembly. Lineage: Eukaryota; Viridiplantae; Chlorophyta; Pedinophyceae.
AUGCCAUCUCCACUCAUCUUCCAGUCGAUUUCGUCCACGCACCAUGCCGCUUGCGGCCUGCUCCGACGUUGCGCCGCACACUCCACCGCUCUCCUGCUGCCCAGGAUGCCGCCGCCAGGCUGCCUGCACAGGCCCCGACGACCCAGCGUGUCUGCCCGAAACAACGUGCUCGUGCCGGAUACGAGGCCAGGGGCGCAGUGGCGGCAGUUCGCGGCUGACAGCGGGCGCAGGAAGAGGGGGGCCCGGCAGUUCAUUGAUGCGACGAGUCUCACGGUGCGCGGGGGCAAGGGCGGGCCGGGCAGCAUGAGCUUCGUGAUGGCGUCGGGGCGCGGCCGCAACCUGCGACCAGACGGCGGGGACGGGGGCCGCGGGGGGGAUGUAUUGCUCCGCGUCAGCAGGAACUUGUGGGACCUCUCGCACCUGCAGCGCUCCGUCAAGGCCGAGAACGGCGCGGCGGGGAGCAGCAACCGCCUGCGGGGGGCCGACGGGCGCGACCAGGUCGUCUUGGUGCCACCUGGGACGGUCGUCAGGCGCGUGCGCGCGCCGGGGGGUGUCGGGGGGGAUGUCGCUGCCGAUGUCGACAUGGCUGGUCUCCGCGGGGACCUCGACAUCGCGCAGAUGAUCGAGGACCUCGACGCGCAGGAGGCGGCCACUGUACAGGCGAUACACGACGUGGACCAGCAGGACCUCGUGGCGGAGCUGCUCGACGACGGCGCGGAGAUCACCGUCGCGCGGGGCGGGGCGCGGGGCCACGGCAGCGCCUUCCUGAAGCAGCCGAACGUGCCGUUGGACCGGGCCACUGACCACCACGGGCACGCCGGCGAGCACCACCGCCUGGCGCUCGAGCUGCGGCUCGUCGCGGACGUCGCGCUCGUCGGGCUCCCGAACGCCGGCAAGAGCAGCCUCCUCGGGGCGCUCACGCGUGCGUCGCCGCGGGUCGGGCAUUACGCGUUCACAACAGUGCGACCGAACCUCGGCGUGAUCCGCGCGCAGGGCCUCGCGGGCGACGAUCUGCGCGUGGUCGACGUGCCCGGGCUCGUCGCGGGCGCCAGCCGCGACAGGGGCCUCGGUCUGACGUUCCUGCGCCACGUCAAGCGGUGUCGGGCGCUGGCCUUCGUGCUGGACAUGUCGCCGGGGCUCGCGGGGGGCGCGGGGGCGGGGCCGCGGCCGUGGGAGCAGUGGCGGCAGCUGCACGCGGAGCUGCGGGAGUUCGACCCGGAGCUGCUGGAGCUGCCCCGGGUGGCGGUGGGCACCAAGAUGGACCUGCUGGCGCGGCCGGGCGCGACGGUGGCGGCGCUGAAGCGGCACGUGGACGCGCACGUGUGCGCGGUGAGCGUGCGGGCGGGGGCGGGGAUCGACCGGCUGCGGCAGGCGCUGGUGCUGCUGGCGGAGCAGUCGGCUGUGCGGGACCUGCGACGGACCGCGUGA